AACAAAUCGUUCAGUAAUAAAUAUUAUAUAGCAGUCGUUGUGUGUAAUAAUCUUAUGACCUCCCAAUAAAUGUUUUGACAAAUCGCGUAAACAGUGCAUCCAAUCCAGGUUGAUGUUAGUUCUACCUGCCUGCCUCAAUUAAAUUAAUCAGUUCAAAAUGAUUUCGAAAGUCAAGGUGUGCCUGACAGAGGACUAAAAUUAACAACUGUAUUAUUUUGUUUGAACAUUACACCUUUCAAAUCCAUGUCUUAGAUUCCUUUCUGGUGGUACCUUAAGAGCUGCCAAGCGUUUAUUCUCUUUUAUGUGGUGUUUGAUUAUUGAUUGGCACGGCGCAUUAAAGGCGAACCAGGGCGCCCCAUACAGCGACCUGAAAGGAUGAGAAGCGCUGGAACGAUGAGACUCCAGUAACUUCUGAGUGACCUCAGCAUCACAAAGACCCUCUCCAUCAAUUGUCUACGUUCUCUAUGCGCUUUUUUUUGUGCCCUGGGCGUUUAUACCUUUUGUCUUGUUCUGUUUUGUUUUGACCUGUCAACAUCCUUGGACUGGGUUUGAUUUACCUUAGUUGACUGUUGUUUUACCCUAUGGACCACACCGCAUGCACAUACCUGUGAUAAAAUAUAUUUUUAUUCGUUUAUGUGAUAUCGUUACAUGUACAAUGCCAAGGGAUCGCGCACCGACAAUGCUCACUGGCCACCGGGUGUACAUACGCGAAAAGAACACGUUUUAAGUUGUUAGACGCGAAAUGACAAUAAAUGCCAUGUCUGCACACUGGCCAUUGGAUCAAUUGAAUUGAAUAUUGUAGUGAAUCUAAUUGAGGGAUGAUGUUAAGUUUGUAAAAUCCGCUACUAGGUGUGCACAGCUGCUUCUCUGUUGAUGGAGUCUCUCCAACUCGAUUGGCCAAGCCGGUCACAUGGGUGCCUAACUUUAUUCAGUUGAUAGCAAGUAGGAGGGCUUUAUGGAGGGAGGAAAAAAAGACAACUCGAGAAAAAUUAGUAUUUUCUACCUUCAGAAAUUAAUGGCCAUGAGUUCGUACAUGGUGAACUCCAAGUAUGUGGAUCCUCAAUUUCCUCCUUGUGAGGAAUAUUCUCAGAACAGCUAUAUACCUGAACAAAGUCCAAGCUACUACAGUCCAUCGCAGGACACAGAUUUCCAGCAUCCCGGGAUCUAUUCACGGUCAAACUACUCUGAACAGCCUUAUAGCUGCACCACUGUUCAGAGCUCGUCGGCACCGCCGCGGGGUCAUGUGCAGGAUCAAGCCAGCCAUCCCAGCCCUUUCCCCGCACAGACAGAGCAAUGUCCGGCGGUCCAAAUAUCCGGACCUAAGACGUGUGGACAACAACAGAACACAAAGAGCCAGAAUGGGAUAGCCAAGCAGCCUGCGGUAGUUUACCCAUGGAUGAAGAAAGUGCACGUUACAACGGUGAACCCGGAUUACACAGGAGCCGAACCCAAACGCUCUCGGACAGCCUACACAAGACAGCAGGUCCUAGAACUAGAAAAGGAAUUUCAUUUUAACAGGUAUCUUACAAGACGGCGUCGCAUUGAGAUCGCGCACACCCUCUGUCUCUCAGAACGACAGAUUAAAAUCUGGUUUCAAAACAGAAGAAUGAAAUGGAAAAAAGACCACAAACUACCUAAUACGAAAGGAAGAUCGGCUUCAUCUGGAAAUCAGCAUGUACAACACGCUCAGAAGGUCAACCAGACGGAGAUCACAACUUUAUAAGUGGAUAUCUCGCUCUCCCUCCCUUCAGAUGUACAGAUGAACUGUAUGUAAUAGACAAUGUUUCUUUUGACUUUGCAUGGUAGCAAAACAUGAGAUGUUGGUCACAAGUGCCAAAAACUGAGAAACAGAAGCACACACCGUGACUUAAUGAAGUGUACAGGACUGCUGUGCGUUUAAAACCCCAAUCUCAAUACUUCUACAUUGUAACUCUUUGUAACUGUGGCAAAGAGGAUAUAAGGCAUCGAAUGACGAGGUACAGUAAAACGACAAACAGCUCACCGUUUUUUACACAAACUUGCCAAAUAUGGUUCGUUCUAGUGACACUUUUCACAUGUAAUAAAUUCUUUCUGUAUUUUAAUCACCCUUCUCCUCCUUUAAUGCCCACGGCGCGUCAUUCUAUUUUAACUUAAUUCUGAAAGAGACCUUAAGGAACGUUAUGUCCAGCAUUUAUUAAAUUACAAAUGUCUUGUAAAAAAUGUUUUGUACAUUUUAAAUCGGUGCUACGCAAAUACAAAAUAAAAUUAGUUAACUUUAAGAAAAAAAUAUUCGUUUCCUGGGAAAUUAUUUAUUUGUAAAAACUGAUGCAAUUUUCUAUUUCAACCCCGCUUUCUGCGCGCGACUCCUUAAAGGUUGACUUUCCAGUAAUUAUUUGGUUGUUCACAUAAUUCCAUAGACAUUCGUUAGAGGUUUCUAUCAUUGUUUAUUUCUUUUUUAUUUUUGUCCAUGUCAUCAUCAUUUUUCUUUCAUCUGCUUUGCUAUAAAUCCUCCUGACAUCUUUGUAAACAAUAUAAUUAAAGUUAAAUAAGUAUAUUUGUCUUCCACACUCUGAAUUCUUUAAUAUCAACCUUUAACUUUAAUUGUUAAGAUGCUUGAACCGUCUAUUUAUUAAAUUCAAAGUUAACGUUUUAUAUUCUACGUGAACGUAAAUAUCCCUUUCAGUAUUAACGUUAUUGAAAUAAAAUACUUUCGUUAUUAUAUAUAUACACGUUAUUAUAUUUACACAUUUCUUGUAUGUUGACAUAUGGUGCAUAUUUUCUAUAGGCAUAUUUCCAGUAAAUAAAGAUUUAAAAGAUCACGCAGACGUUUUUAUUUUAAGUGCGUAGGCCUAGUAUUCUUUGUUGAAAAUCGGCUUUGUUUGAAAGGUAGAAAUACUAUUAAGCACUUUGAUACACGGUUUUUUAAGUUAUUUUAUGAC
Triplophysa rosa is the source of this 2918-nucleotide messenger RNA. RefSeq names its product homeobox protein Hox-D4a. Lineage: Eukaryota; Metazoa; Chordata; Actinopteri; Cypriniformes; Nemacheilidae. The record is from RefSeq and is a predicted model, not a curated record. Gene Ontology annotation, molecular function: DNA-binding transcription factor activity, RNA polymerase II-specific; RNA polymerase II cis-regulatory region sequence-specific DNA binding. Gene Ontology annotation, biological process: anterior/posterior pattern specification; regulation of transcription by RNA polymerase II; embryonic skeletal system morphogenesis. Gene Ontology annotation, cellular component: nucleus. The coding region runs from base 956 to 1723 and encodes 255 amino acids. The transcript is spliced from 2 exons.